Messenger RNA from Saccostrea cuccullata (small rock oyster), 806 nucleotides. RefSeq lists its product as uncharacterized. The coding region runs from base 122 to 766 and encodes 214 amino acids. The record is from RefSeq and is a predicted model, not a curated record. The transcript has 4 exons. Gene Ontology annotation, biological process: sterol biosynthetic process. Gene Ontology annotation, molecular function: sterol 24-C-methyltransferase activity. Lineage: Eukaryota; Metazoa; Mollusca; Bivalvia; Ostreida; Ostreidae. Gene Ontology annotation, cellular component: endoplasmic reticulum.
AUUCAGUCAGUGUAUAAUUGUGCGAGAUCGUAUUAUACUAUAGUCCAUCUGGACAGUUUAAAACAUCAUAGUGACGAAAUAUUACGGGUACCGGAAAGCCAAAUGCACCUUCCCAUUUAACAUGGUGAUGGGAAUAUUUAAAGAAGCUAUAGCAAGAAAUCUGAGGCACCCAAAAAGUGGACCGGCAGGCUGGUUCGUCAGCAAAUACGUUUUUGAAGAAAAAAAUAAAAACUUGGAGAAAAACGCUGUCAACGUGUGCAACAUUUCUAAAGAUGAUAUUGUUCUAGAAGUGGGAUUUGGUCCGGGGUUUGGACUCGAAGAGGCACAUACUAAAAUAAAAGAUGGAAAGGGUAAGGUCUAUGGAGUCGAGAUCUCCCAAGCAAUGUUAAAAAAGGCGGGACGUUUACUCCAGACUGAGAUAAACUCAGGAAAAGUUGAACUAAUACUGGCAAAUGUCGCAAAACUGCCUUUCGAAUCCGACAUGUUUGAUCACGUGUUUCACUGCAACUGUUACUAUUUUUGGGAUGAUCAGGUUGCGUGUGCUGGAGAAUUGCAUAGAGUAAUGAAACAAAAUGCAAACAUGGUAGCUGUACUGAACGAACAGGGUCUAAAAGUAGCGGAAGAAGCGGGAGUCUUAAAAUACGGAAACACAGACCCACAUAGAUACAUGGACUCUUUAAAGAAAGCUGGAUUUCAGGAUAUAGAUUUCAAGAAACUGAAAAGUGCAAAGGGUCAUCCAUUUAGUGCAAUUUUUGCUCGAAAAUGAUUUUAAUAAUGGCAGCUGUGAUUCCAUGUCAUAAAAUUGU